CUGCAGAGAUAGAAAAUUGCCGCUGUCGCGGAGGGCUAUCGGAAAAAUCCAAUGGCAACGGCGCUUCGCUUAUCGCCGCUCUGCUCCGCCGUGAGAGCUUCGUCUAUCGACACUGAACAGAGACUCCCUUACAAUCGGCAACGAACAUAUCCCAAAAAGCAAGAGGCCUUAACGGCGGUACCAGCAUCUUCUUCAGCCAUCCAGCUUGAUAAGUCUGCGGCUAGAAUUUCCAUACCCGACCUUCUUAGACGAGACAUUUCUAAAACUACUGAAGCGGAAUUAGCUGGCUCGUAUUUGGGGUAUGAAACAUGGGUGCCCAGUCCACCGAAAGUAGAGAAGCCUCGGUCUGUGUUGAAUCCUGCAUCACUUGCUUACAUUGGUGACUGCAUUUACGAGCUAUAUGCACGCAGGCACUUUUUGUUUCCACCACUAAAUAUUGAAGAAUUCAACGAUCGUGUGAUGGCUGUCGUACGUUGUGAGGCCCAGGAUGCAAUGCUGCAGAAGCUAAUGAAUGAAAAGUUCUUAACCCAAGAGGAGAGGGAUGUCCUUAGGUGGGGGAAAAACAUUGGUUCUUCCAAAACAAGGACAAAGAAGCGAGCAGGUGUAGCAGUUUACAACAGAGCAUCUUCUCUGGAGACACUUGUUGGUUAUUUGUACCUUACAAAUGUUCACCGGCUUAACGAGAUCAUGGAAAAAAUAGGGUUCUCAACUGAUAUUUCUACCUCCUUGGAACAAGUGUCUUAAAUAAGGUUUGAAGAUUUAUCCCCCAGAAAUGACUGGGCUUGCCAAAGAAAAUAUCUCGAUGAGGCCUUUGCCCGGUCACUUGCAUUGCCAGAAUAUACAAAAUUCGAGAGAAUGUAAUCCUUGAUCAAUUAAAGAGAGCAAGCACUCCAAGGUUAGUCAUGUGAGCCUAUUAUGCAUUGUUAUGUUAUACAAAUUUGUAUUCAAGAGUGAUUUAUUUGGAUCACAGGUCUGUUACUUUCAUGGUAGCUAUUUAAAAAACAGCAAUCAUCACUUCAAUGCUUGAAGCCAUAUAUGCAUUUAAUGUAGCUGCCCGAAACUUUAAAUUUCAAGGGGUUGGCCCCCCUAUUAGUAUCUUUCUUUCUUA
Andrographis paniculata is the source of this 1108-nucleotide messenger RNA. RefSeq lists its product as uncharacterized. The transcript has 7 exons. NCBI's taxonomy places the organism in Eukaryota, Viridiplantae, Streptophyta, Magnoliopsida, Lamiales, Acanthaceae. The coding region runs from base 52 to 744 and encodes 230 amino acids. The record is from RefSeq and is a predicted model, not a curated record. Gene Ontology annotation, biological process: RNA processing. Gene Ontology annotation, molecular function: ribonuclease III activity.